AUGGCGGUGAAGUUGCCUUUUUGCCAUGAUAAUCGCAAUUUGUUUUAUUCAUUGUUGCGAUUUUCUUUAACCGUUAAUACGCAUGCCUACGUAACAUAUCAAGAUAUUAGAGGUAUUAAAAGUUUUAGCGAACAGACAGUGAUUGCAAUAAAAGCACCUCCAGAGACGAGGUUAGAAGUACCAGAUCCUAGGGAGAGUAUUCAAAUAUGGCUAAAGAGCACCAAAGGACCAAUAGAAGUUUAUCUUUGCCCUGAAGAGGCCUGUGCCACAGAAAAAGACAAUAAUACAAGCAGUUGUGUUAGCAGUAGUUCAGAGACGGAGUCGCCAGUGUCAUCGCCCAAUAGUUUUAAAGGCGAUCCACCACUGAAAUUGGAAUCUUUAGAUGAAGAUGACAUGUCCACGUUGGAGAGAAAUCUUCUCCUACAGACAGAAGACCAACACAGCAAUGAUGAAAUAGACAUGCCAUUUGUGCAGUUAUCACCACCAAUUUUGGAAGACGAUUACCCGUUUUCGUUAGCCGAUCACGAGGGGCUAAUGGAUUUAUUUGAUGCCUAUGAUCUCUGGGGAGGUGGAGACAAUGCAACCCCACCAACGACGGAAACGAUACCCACACCGACGACGGCAACUACAAUGCCAAUAGUUACAAAAAAUGUGUAAAAUCUUGAUGUACGUUUAUAACAAUUAUUUUCAAAAGACAUCUUUCACAAGACUGCGAAUGUGAACUUUCUUCGUCAUUGGAGUUUGUUUUCAGUGUGUACCUAGCUUUGGAAAAACCAACGUGAAUGUGCGUCUGGUGUACCAGUCCGGCCUUGGGCUUUCUUAGAAAGCAAUAAUGGCGGCAGUCUCAAACCAAUAGUUGGUUAUCGUGAUAUUCAAGAGUUUUCAAUCAACGAUCGGCAGUUCAAGCAGUGUAGGAGAUUUUGUGAGCUUCCAAGUAAAUCACAUUCGCAGUAAAAUAGGUCGAGGACAUAUUUAUACUGUGGAAAUACACAACCAAUGAGAAACAAUUCUUACUAUUGUGUCAGUUAAAGUGAAAAAAAAAUAUAAACAGGGUUAUCCAAAAGUAUUGUUGGGCUUUGCACUGAAAGAUUACACAGGCUAACUUUUGUGUUGACAAAUUUAUUCCAAUGCAUUCAAUCUUACGAUUUCGUAUUUAUUUGCAUUAUAUGCAAAUUUAGCGUACUUCUGCUAAGUCAAAGAUGCUGUACGUAUUGAUAAAAGUACUGUAAAUCACAAUUUUAUGGCUUUCAUGUGGAUGAAAUUUUGUGAAAGUCACUGACUCUCUAGUACCCUAGUGAAAGGCGCACCUUUCAAUACCUUCCCCGACAAUAAUAAUUUAUCUGACAA
Molecule: messenger RNA, 1347 nt
Organism: Saccoglossus kowalevskii
Lineage: Eukaryota; Metazoa; Hemichordata; Enteropneusta; Harrimaniidae
Product: transcription factor E2F3-like
Biological process (GO): regulation of transcription by RNA polymerase II
Cellular component (GO): RNA polymerase II transcription regulator complex
Molecular function (GO): RNA polymerase II cis-regulatory region sequence-specific DNA binding; protein dimerization activity; DNA-binding transcription factor activity, RNA polymerase II-specific
Source: RefSeq, a predicted model, not a curated record